Messenger RNA from Sebastes umbrosus (honeycomb rockfish), 2214 nucleotides. Its product is annotated as Golgi reassembly-stacking protein 1-like. Gene Ontology annotation, molecular function: protein binding. The transcript has 9 exons. NCBI's taxonomy places the organism in Eukaryota, Metazoa, Chordata, Actinopteri, Perciformes, Sebastidae. Gene Ontology annotation, biological process: Golgi organization. Gene Ontology annotation, cellular component: Golgi apparatus. The record is from RefSeq and is a predicted model, not a curated record. Bases 153 to 1340 code for a protein of 395 amino acids.
CUUUGCCUAGCUGUGGAGCUGCUGUUAACCUCAACCUGCCUCUCAGCUGCUGGCCGCUAGCUCUCUAGCUUGAAUUAGCUGCACAGCUUCCAGUAAUGCCUUCUAACAUUACUCUACCUCAGUGACAUUUAGUUCAGAUAGCUGUUGAAGCCAUGGGGAUAACACAGAGCUCGUUUCUGUCGGAUGGAGGAACUUACAGCGGAUAUCAUGUCCACGGGGUUCAAGAGGACUCCCCAGCUCUGAGGGCUGGUCUGGAGCCCUUCUUUGACUUCAUUCUCUCCAUAGGAAAUACCCGGCUUAAUAAAGAAAGUGACUUGCUGAAAGACCUUCUAAAAGCCAAUGUGGAGAAAGCGGUCAAACUCGAAGUGUACAACUCUAAAACCCAACGGGUGAGGGAACUGGAGGUGAUACCUAGUAACAUGUGGGGCGGUCAGGGUCUGCUGGGCGCUAGCGUCCGCUUCUGCAGCUUCGAAGGAGCCAACGAGAACGUUUGGCACGUCCUGGAUGUGGAAGCCAGUUCUCCUGCAGCUUUGGCCGGCCUUAUUGCUCACGAUGACUUCAUCGUGGGAGCUGACCAGGUGUUGCAAGAUUCCGAGGAUUUCUUUUCUUUGAUUGAAGCCAGUGAGGGGAAACCUCUGAAGCUGCUGGUGUACAACAUCCAGACCGACCAUUGCAGGGAGGUAGUGGUGACUCCAAACGGAGCGUGGGGAGGAGAGGGAAGCUUAGGCUGUGGCAUUGGCUACGGCUACUUGCACAGAAUCCCAACUCGUGCAGCUCCGACUGACACCCACAGCAAGAAUGUUCUGCCAUCUGCGGUGAUUGACAGCAGUGAGGAGCUGGGGGCAAUCGACCACACUGAGAUGACUCCAGUGGAUGCACACAGCCCCUCUUGUGAAAUAGAUUUGAAUCAAAUCGAAGGAGCUAUGCAGGACUUGUGUGUACCCUCGCCUACUCAGUCAACUGUGGACUUAGAUAUUUCCGACAUACCCGAAGCGACGACUCCAGACUUGUCAGAUACGGUUUCCACCAAUGACAUGUGCCAGAGUUCCAUGUUCGUUAAUUAUGGAGACGACUCUGGUGAUCAGUGCAGCUUGGAUACCUCAUCUUUUGACCAAAGACCUUCCUCUCCAGAAAGGGAGGAAGAAUCAGACAUCCAGGAGACGGAGCAGGAGGGUGUUAUUGACCGGAUAACCGCCACUUCUCCAGACGACCUCACAGGCCUUGAAGUCACCACAGAGAUCCUUAGUGACGCGAGUAUCCCAGAGGUGCAAGAUACCAGAUCUGAGCCCUCAAGCUCAGUGAAUAUUAUAGAGGAAGAGACGUCGGAGACGGCUGCAUAAGAGUAUAAGUAACCUGUUCAUCUCAUAGUAAGAGGAGAUUUAGAGCACACUAGGAUACAGAACGCUUCUAUUAUGAAUGUAAGUUGCAUCACUGGAACUAUUUUUUAAUUUCUAAGAGUUUUAUUUAUAUCCAGGUGCCAUUGCUGCAUGCCGAAUUGCACAUUUAAGAAAGAUAGUAUGUUUACUGAAAAGAUGGUUAAUACAACAUGAAUGUACUCUUUAAUUUAGGCACACUGUAUGUCUCAACGUCAACCAGGAUGAAGCCUUAGUUGAGUCUUAGAUGCUGUUAGAAGUCAUCCUAGUUUGCACUAAAAAGCCAAAGGGGAAUCUCGUAUUGUUGCUCUCACUAGUAGCACCUGCUGAAUAGUAUGAAACUGUUAGACAAAGAAAGUUUGAGCUGGAGUUCACGCAGAUCCAUCAUGUGGUUUUAUGUUUUAUAUUUUGGAAUUUGGGGUGGAUGCUUUUACUUUUGAGUUUGACUUCACGUGUGAAAAAGAUAGUUUUAAUCUCAGGCAUUUACCAUUUAAGCCUUUUUGCCUUAAGUCUCAUUUUAAAUACCUGCCUUUCUUACUGUAUGUGUAGGUUUGACUUCUGAUCGGUGUAAAUGAGCGAGCCGGGUUUGAUGCAGCUCUCUGAUUGUUUUCUGUUUCUUUUCUUUAUAGAGAUUUUAAUUAAAUUAUGUUACAGAUUUUUAUUGAUGGAAAAAAAAUAUUCAAAUAUUUAUAAAAAGAAGAUGCUCAAGAUAAACCUGCAGCAGUCUUUUUUUAUUCUGUUAGGUGUGUGCAUAAUAAGAAAGAUGAAGUCUCAGCAUUUUCUGUAGUUUAACUGCCAAAAAUCCACCUGCCUGCUGGUGGGUUUAGGGUUAAAUGAUGAU